AUGUCCUCGCCACGACUCACGAGCCCUAGGGGUGGUGGAGAUCGAGCUCCUCGCCUCCCAGCAGGUUUUGAGUACGAGAGGGUGCAACUCCCCUCAUCCCGUCCAUCCAGUCGUGAUCCUCGACAACCUCGUCAGUCUGGAAUAAGGGGUCGCCGACGGCCACGACCAACCUCACGAUCACCACUUGCCCCGGUGUUUGAGGAUUCAUCGGCAUGGAUGGAUAACUACUUCUACGCGAGACCGUCAGUGCCGCGACCAUCCUCAGCGACGAUCCUCCGCCCUCCUCCGUCGUCGCCGUCGUCGUCGUCGUCACCACAGACCAAUAAUUUACACUGCACGCCGUGGAUCCUCAACACGGAAACGAUCAACACCAGCCAUAGAUGUUCCGACGCCCUUUUCUUCCGCGACUCGAUCGACUUGCAACCGGGGGUCACUCCGACCAUGUACACUCCCGGCGCACCCUAUUCCGAGCUGAACUGGCCCCUUAUGGAGGCUCAGGGUUUUUCACAAGUUCGACAUCCACCACGACGGCCGCAGCAGAAGCAGACCGACGCGGUACACGAGCAUCAUCCGACGCCGAAACAUCCCCGGCGUGGAUCCGUUGUGGUGCAGCCACGACCCAGGCAUGAACUCCUCCUCCCGGACGCUCGUGUGGACCCCGGCGUUCGAGAUGGUGGACAUGCAGAGGUGGGCUCGGGGAGUGAGGCAUGGAAUCAUCGGUCAGGCGGCGGACAUGAAUGGGAGGGUGGCAUGGACCGAACCAGGUGAGGGAAGCCCCCUGGAGGACAUCCUGUAUGGGUGGUGAUCAUCAAGACUUUGGAUAUGCGUGUGUGGGAGUUCUUGAUACCCGAUUGGUUGCCACGAAAGUGACUUGCGACGCUGAUGGAUCUCUCAUGAUAGGUUGACCAGAGUACCCUCUUCAAACUGCAAGUAUGAUGGCAACAGCUAAUCACAACGAUUGGAAAUGAGACAAGGCCGGC
Exophiala oligosperma is the source of this 980-nucleotide messenger RNA. RefSeq lists its product as uncharacterized. Lineage: Eukaryota; Fungi; Ascomycota; Eurotiomycetes; Chaetothyriales; Herpotrichiellaceae. The transcript is spliced from 2 exons. Bases 1 to 768 code for a protein of 255 amino acids. The record is from RefSeq and is a predicted model, not a curated record.